GGACGUCAGGUGUCAGCUGACUGAACGGCCGCCGCCAAGACUCAACCCUGGUGCUGUCACUGUUGCUGCUGCCGCUGCCACCGCCGCCGCCACCGCCGCCGCCACCGCCAUGGCUCAGUACAAGGGCGCCGCGAGCGAGGCCGGCCGCGCCAUGCACCUGAUGAAGAAACGGGAGAAGCAGCGCGAGCAGAUGGAGCAAAUGAAGCAGCGGAUCGCGGAGGAGAACAUCAUGAAAUCCAACAUUGACAAGAAGUUCUCUGCACACUAUGAUGCCGUGGAGGCAGAGCUAAAGUCUAGCACUGUGGGCCUCGUGACGCUGAACGACAUGAAGGCCAAGCAGGAGGCGCUGGUGAAGGAGCGGGAGAAGCAGCUGGCCAAGAAGGAGCAGUCGAAGGAGCUGCAGCUGAAGCUGGAGAAGCUGCGGGAGAAGGAGCGCAAGAAGGAGGCCAAGCGGAAGAUCUCGAGCCUGUCCUUCACACUGGAGGAAGAAGAGGAGGGAGGAGAGGAGGAGGAAGAGGUCGCUAUGGAUGAGGAAGAGCUGGAAAGGGAAGAGGUUACCACAAAGAAAAGAAAGUUAGGGAAGAACCCCGAUGUGGACACGAGCUUCUUGCCUGACCGAGACCGAGAGGAGGAGGAGAACCGGCUGCGGGAGGAGCUGCGGCAGGAGUGGGAAGCCAAGCAAGAGAAGAUCAAGAGUGAGGAGAUUGAGAUCACCUUCAGCUACUGGGAUGGCUCUGGGCACCGGCGGACGGUCAAGAUGAAGAAGGGCAACACCAUGCAGCAGUUCUUGCAGAAGGCACUCGAGAUCCUGCGCAAGGACUUCAGCGAGCUCAGGUCGGCAGGGGUGGAGCAGCUCAUGUACAUCAAGGAAGACUUAAUCAUCCCCCACCAUCACAGCUUCUAUGACUUCAUUGUGACCAAGGCACGUGGGAAGAGCGGCCCACUGUUCAACUUUGAUGUUCAUGAUGACGUACGGCUGCUGAGCGAUGCCACCGUGGAGAAGGAUGAGUCCCAUGCCGGCAAGGUGGUGCUGCGCAGCUGGUACGAGAAGAACAAGCACAUCUUCCCGGCCAGCCGCUGGGAGCCCUACGACCCGGAGAAGAAGUGGGACAAGUACACGAUCCGGUGAGCCAGGGGGUGACGUGGCCUCCAUGUCUCCGCAUGUCCUGGUCCCCGGCGGCGCCGGUCUGUCCUUAUUGCUUUCUUGCUCAACCAUAGAGAAGUGCACACGGCAGUGCCGGAGGCCCACGGUGUGAGGAAGUGUGUUUAAUAAAGUCAGUUUGCUUUCAAAUCAA
Messenger RNA from Chinchilla lanigera (long-tailed chinchilla), 1295 nucleotides. It is a transcript of the gene Fam50a, whose product is annotated as family with sequence similarity 50, member A. Gene Ontology annotation, cellular component: nucleus. The transcript has 13 exons. The coding region runs from base 110 to 1129 and encodes 339 amino acids. Lineage: Eukaryota; Metazoa; Chordata; Mammalia; Rodentia; Chinchillidae. The record is from RefSeq and is a predicted model, not a curated record. Gene Ontology annotation, biological process: chromatin organization.